This is a messenger RNA of Canariomyces notabilis, 1824 nucleotides long. Its product is annotated as branched-chain amino acid aminotransferase II. The transcript is spliced from 3 exons. NCBI's taxonomy places the organism in Eukaryota, Fungi, Ascomycota, Sordariomycetes, Sordariales, Chaetomiaceae. The record is from RefSeq and is a predicted model, not a curated record. The coding region runs from base 292 to 1476 and encodes 394 amino acids. Gene Ontology annotation, biological process: branched-chain amino acid metabolic process. Gene Ontology annotation, molecular function: branched-chain-amino-acid:2-oxoglutarate transaminase activity.
GAGAAAAAAGGAUGGCCUAGCUCAGCGUAUCACACACCGCGUUUUCCAGUCGACUCAUCGACAGCUGUCCCUUCCCGGUUGUCUCAACUUGUAUGUACCGCCUUGGAGCUUCGCGGGGCUGACAAUAUCAGCUUACACGUGGCGAUAUUCUCAAUCAGAUAGCACAAGCAUUGAGACCUCCCUGGUGAGCUUUAAAGGAACGUCUAAUCCCUGUAAACUCGAAAUCAUCAAAAAACAGCCGCCUUUUAUUUGUACGACGUCCACUCAGCCAUUCUUAGCAGAACCCGGACCAUGGCGCCCUUCCCUCCGCCACCCGUCAACACCAUUGACUGGUCCAAUGUCGGCUUCCGUGUUCGCGAAGUUAACGGCCAUGUUGAAUCCCACCACUCUGUCCAAACCGGCCAAUGGAGUCCGCUCAAGUUCGUGACGGACCCGUAUAUCCGCAUCCACGGCAUGGCGCCCGCGCUCAAUUACGGCCAACAAGCCUAUGAGGGCCUCAAGGCGUUCCGCCUGCCGGGAGACAACGCCAUCGCCCUCUUCCGGCCGGACCGCAACGCUGCCCGCAUGCGCCACAGCGCCGAGUUCGUCAGCAUCCCGCCCGUGCCCGAGGACCUGUUCCUCACCGCCGUCAAGGCCGCCGUCGCGCUCAACGCCGAGUACGUCCCGCCGCACGACACGGGCGCCGCCAUGUACGUGCGCCCGCAAAUCUACGGCUCCUCGGCCCAGCUCGGCCUCAACCCGCCCGAGGAGUACACCUUUGCCGUCUACGUCCUGCCCACGGGCGUGUACCACGGCACGCACCCCGUCAAGGCGCUCAUCCUGGACGACUUUGACCGCGCGGCGCCCAACGGGACUGGAAGCGCCAAGGUCGGCGGCAACUACGCGCCCGUGCUGAGGUGGAGCGAGAAGGCCCGCCGCGAGGGGUAUGGGAUUACCCUGCAUCUGGAUAGCAAGCGGCAUGAGGAGGUGGAUGAGUUCAGCACGAGCGGCUUUAUCGGAGCGUUGGUUGGCGACAAGGGGGACGUGACCCUGGUGGUGCCGGAUAGCAAGGCGGUGAUUGACAGCGUGACGAGUGAUAGUGUCCUGCAGAUUGGCAGGUCUUUCGGGUGGGCAGUUGAGAAGCGGACGAUCAAGUAUUCCGAACUGCCCAACUUCACCGAGGUCAUGGCUGCGGGCACUGCCGCCGCCUUGGUCCCCAUCCGAUCUAUCACCCGUCGGUUCAGCGCUGCGUUGCCUCAGCACCCUCGAGUAUCGGCCAAAGACGGCGAAGAGACCAUUACUUACAUCCCAGAGGGCAAUGAGGAGCCGGGCGAACUGUGCACCAAGUUGCUCACUCAACUCAAGGGCAUCCAGCUCGGUAAGGUCAAGGACGAGCACGGGUGGCGUUUUGAGAUCAGCGAAGAGGACUGCAAGCGCGUUGAAAAUGUCACAGUUACGGGCAACGGCAGCGUCCAGACGCUGGACCAGCUGGACUAAGGGGCUCAGGGGAAACCCAUCAUCACCUUUGGUGGUCGCACUGGGAAUUUGCUGGUUGGGAGGAGACCGACUCCCCAGUGCCCCGUUGCUAACUUGCUGCUACCAUCAGCAGUAUAUACUAGCAGAUAAUAUUGGCUAGAUAAAAGUUCGAUGUGUUCCCAACAUAUCUUGCCUCCGCUGGCAAGCCCCCUGUUAACCUAACGAUUCACCCAAGUACCACCAAGAACCGAAGUCCACACAUUACAAGAGGACCAGAUGAGUAUUGGCCAUGUUACUAAUGGUACAGUACCUACCUACAUAGCUUGAGGCCUAUCUGGCCAUCAGAGACUUGGUUGACUACCAGACAGG